GUUUCCGGUUCGAAACGGCGGCGUAUUGGCCUCAACCUUUAGCUGUCUUCCUUUUCUAGUCACCCUCCCACUCUCAGCCACUGUUGGGUGUUUUCAUCAAUCAUUUUGUUGCACACUGAUAUUUUGCCCAAAUCUCUCCUUCAAAGGAAAAUGAAUAUCCUCCGAAACGCAAUCAAAUUGCACGUUUCGGUUCGAACGGUCAAGCCGACCCACGUCUUACCUUCAUUCCUUCGCGAACCGCCAAAACGGUUCUCCACCGAACCGGAUCAACAGCAACAACAGCCGCUACCCGACGCCUCCGUCAAUCAAUUUCUGGAUUCAGCUAGCAAAGGUUUUGUUUAUGGGAAACUCUUUGGAAUCACAAAGUAUACAAUGAAGAGCGAUAUAAUCAGCUUGCUUGAAGGGUGUAAUCUAACGCCUGAUGACAUUAAAGUCAGCUACAGCCGCAGCCUUUUCCCUGUUGCGAUGAUGUUGCGGUUCCCGUCACCUUCUGCAUUUAGCAAUGCAGGAAGGACAAUUAGGAGGUUUGGUCGGCUAUACCGUUUGGAUAGGGUUGAUACUUCCGAUUGGGAUAUAGUUAUGCCAUACAAUGGGAAAACUGUGGUACUGCAAGGGCUUCCCCGAAGUGCGGCUUUAGAGGAUGUUGAGCGUUUCCUUUCUGGUUGUGAGUAUGACUCGUCCUCAAUCCAGACGGUUACAUUUACGAGACCUGGAUUCACCAACCUUGUCAGAUUAACAACUGUGCAAUUCCCCUCUCAUAUCCAAGCAAUGAACGCAUGCAUUAGCAAAAACAGAAAAAUCUGUCUCAAUAAUCAAAUCUCUGUCCGAGUUCUUUAUUAAAAACUUCAGUCUUUUAGGGUAUUGCCUAAAGAUUGACCACCACAACAGUAGGCUUCCUGGUCCAAAUUGAACUAUGUGAAAUUUUUGCCUGUUUGGUGUUUUGUGCACGCAUUGGACUUGUUUAUUCAUUUGUUUGGAUAAGUACUCUCAGUGCUGGACUUUUAUUUGUUGGUUAUCGAAAUCAUAUUGGUAGGAUAUAAUGAAAGAUUGCACUUAUCUCA
Gossypium raimondii (Peruvian cotton) is the source of this 1061-nucleotide messenger RNA. RefSeq lists its product as uncharacterized. The transcript is spliced from 5 exons. NCBI's taxonomy places the organism in Eukaryota, Viridiplantae, Streptophyta, Magnoliopsida, Malvales, Malvaceae. The coding region runs from base 151 to 840 and encodes 229 amino acids. The record is from RefSeq and is a predicted model, not a curated record.